UCAUUUAUUUAUUCAUUCAUUUAUUUAUUUAUUCAUUUAUUUAUUCAUUUAUUUAUUUUAUUUUCCCCCCGCAGUUUCUUCCCCGUUUUCCGGUUCUCCUCUCCCGGUGUGAUCCCGUUUUUUCCGGCCGGGAUGGGAUCGGGAAUCCUUCCCGUGGUGCUGGGGUUGAUCCUUUGGAAUUGCGUCGGAGCUUCCGAUCCGUGCCGGGAGAAUUCCAAGUGCCGGGAUCUGAGCAGCGAAGCCGGAAUUCUGGCCUGCGCGGGAUCGUGCCGGGCCCGGCUUUCCUUGGAAUCUCCGCUUUUUCCUGGGAAUGGGCAAUUCCAGCCCCUCUCCGAGAGCCUCCGCAGGUACGUCAUGAGCCACUUCCGGUGGAACCAAUUCGGUCGGAAAAACAGCAGCGAUCCCGGGAUGAGGAAACGGGAAGAGGGAGCCGGGAACGAUCCCGGAAUUCCCUUUUCCCGCCGUUCGGAAGAGGCGGGAAAAGACGGGAAGCGCUCGUAUUCCAUGGAGCACUUCCGGUGGGGAAAACCCGUCGGCCGCAAGAGGAGACCAGUCAAGGUUUAUCCCAACGGAGCCGAGGAGGAAUCGGCGGAGAAUUCCCAGCUGGAAUUCCGGCGGGCAGAGCCCUCGGAAGAGGAGGAGGAAGAGGAAGAGGAGGAAUUCCCGAAAUUCCCACGGAAUUCCCAGAAGAAGAAGCGUUACGGAGGCUUCAUGAGCUCGGAGAGGAUCCGGACUCCGCUGGUGACGCUCUUCAAGAACGCCAUCGGGAAAAGCUUUUCCAAGGACGGGCAGUGACGGAAAAAUCCGGGAAAGAAAUUUAAAAAAAAAACAACAACAACAAAAAAAAAACAAACAAAAAAAAAACAAAACGGAAAAAAUCCGGGAAAAAUCCCACGGGAUUCGAGCCGCCCCCUCCCCUGUAGUGUCCCCUUAGCGCUUAAUCCUUCCUAAUUAAAAUUAAAAAAAAAUAAUAAAAUACAUAUAUAUUAAAAUUAAGAAUCCCGGGAUUCCGGGUGGGAAUGAGGGCGGUGGAAUUCUUGGCUGGGGAUUCUUGGAAUGGGACGGAACCCGGUCGGGAAUUCUUGGGAUGGCAGGAUCCCGUAAAAAUAUCGUAAAGGAGGGAUGGAAAAUUCCCGAAGAAAUUUAAAAAAAAAAAAAAAAAAAAAAAGAUUAACGGAUGAGAGCGUUUGG
Molecule: messenger RNA, 1191 nt
Organism: Cinclus cinclus
Lineage: Eukaryota; Metazoa; Chordata; Aves; Passeriformes; Cinclidae
Gene: POMC
Product: proopiomelanocortin
Exons: 2
Coding region: 133-795 (220 amino acids)
Cellular component (GO): extracellular region
Molecular function (GO): hormone activity
Source: RefSeq, a predicted model, not a curated record